GGGGCUUGGAGGCGACGCGGGCUCGGGCGCAGCGUGGUGGGCCCAGUUGUUCCCGCCGCCUACGGAGCCUGACGGCGAUAGGGGAAGGUACCCUCCGAGGGACGCGGUGGCACCAUGGCACAGCCCGUGAAGAGAAAAGAACCGGCCGCCGUGCCAGAUGUGAAUGAGUCAGAGGCUGACCUCCCCAAGUCCGAGCUCUCGGGGGAGGCGGCAGCGGAGGAAGACACCACGGCCCCCAAACUUCAGAAGAGAAGCUCAACCCCCGAGGGUGAGACGGCCAACAACCCCGAGAAGGAGCCGGCCAACAACCCCGAGAAGGAGCCGGCCAAAGAACCCGAGAAGGAGCCGGCCAAGGAACCCGAGAAGGAGCCGGCCAAGGAGCCCGAGAACGAGCCCGCCAAGGAGCCCGCCAAGGAGCCGGCCGUAGAACCCGCCAAGGAGCCGGUCAAGGAGCCGGCCAAAGAACCGAUCAAGGAGCCGGCCAAAGAACCCGCCAAGGAGCCGGCCAAGGAGCCGGCCAAAGAACCGGCCAAGGAGCCGGCCAAGGACCCACCGAAGGAGCCAGCCAAGGACUCUAAGAAGGAAAGCGACGGCAACACCGUGCCAGCGCGCCACUGGCUGAUGAAGUCGGAGCCGGAGAGUCGGCUGGAGAAAGGCGUGGACGUGAAGUUCAGCAUCGAGGACCUCAAGGUUCAGCCCAACCAGACGACGUGCUGGGAUGGUGUCCGUAACUAUCAGGCUCGGAAUUUCAUGAGACGCAUGAAGGUCGGCGAAGAGUCCUUCUUCUACCACUGCAACUGCAGACACCCCGGCAUCGUCGGCGUCAUGCGGGUUGUGAAGACGGCCUACCCCGACCACACGCAGUUUGAGCCGAAGGCCCCCCAUUACGACGCUUCCAGCUCCAAGGACAACCCCAAGUGGUGCAUGGUGGAUGUCCAGUUUGUGCGCAUGACCAAACGCCUCAUCCCUCUGGCCGAGCUCAAGGCCUAUCACCUGGAGCACAAAGCCUCAGGGGGCCCCUUGAAGGCACUGGCUCUCUUCACGCGCCCGAAGCUCAUCGUGCAGCCCGUGACACCAGAGGAAUUCGACUUUAUUGUGAGCCUUGAGGACAAGAAGCCAACUUAACAGGAUUCAGCUGGAAGCAUUUCUCUCAAAGCAAGACCGCUUGGCCCAUCUCCCCAGAGGUGAGGGGCCUUGCUGGUUAUUUCCUUUGCCGUGUGUAUGUCCGAUCUUUUUAAUAAAAGCGUCAAGGUACAAGUCGA
Molecule: messenger RNA, 1262 nt
Organism: Tachyglossus aculeatus (Australian echidna)
Lineage: Eukaryota; Metazoa; Chordata; Mammalia; Monotremata; Tachyglossidae
Gene: THYN1
Product: thymocyte nuclear protein 1
Exons: 8
Coding region: 115-1125 (336 amino acids)
Cellular component (GO): nucleus
Source: RefSeq, a predicted model, not a curated record